Symbiodinium natans is the source of this 2418-nucleotide messenger RNA. The record is from the annotation of a GenBank genome assembly. Lineage: Eukaryota; Dinophyceae; Suessiales; Symbiodiniaceae.
AUGUCCAGAGCUUCCGUGCACCCGCCGGAGGCGGGGGCCACUGAACCGAGAGCCGCAGCGCGGCGCCACCUGCUACGGCUCCUCGCUCAUGUGGCCGAGCGAGCGCAGGAGCUGUGUGGACACGCGCGCAUCAUCGUUUCUGAUGAAACUCUGCACGACUGGGACGUCGAGUUCCACCUCCCACUUGAGACUAGCUUGGGGACUCAGCUCGCUGACUACAAGCAACAAACACAAGCUCCAGAUGUGGUACUUAUGAGAUUUCGGUUCCCGGACACGUUCCCUGCACAUCCGCCCGUCUUGUGCUGCGCGCGGCCACGUCUGAAAAUCACAGAUCCUGUCAGCAGCACUCUUCCCCUCACUGAUGCUGGCAUUCUGCGUUUGCCAGAGCUGUCCACAUUUCUUUGGCGGCCCGACAAAGACGUAGUAGACAUAGUGUUGCAAGUGCACAAGAUUCUUUCGUCUGAUGGGCUUGCGCUGGACACGGCAAAGAGGUCGUAUGUCUCACCAAGUGCGAAUGCUGGACUCGGUGCAACGGCCAAGCUGCCAACUAUAUCUCACUGUGUUGACCAAUUCCCAGCAUCGUGCCUGGAACUCACCGCCGAAGUGUUGCCGGAACUUGCCGACAUUCCGCCCGGCAGAGUGGUUUUGCCCCAUCAUUGUGCUAUGGACAUAUACCGCCGUGUGUUCGGUGGCAGCGGGGCGCAAGGCACUGCAGCCUUCCACGUGGAAAUCAAGAAUUGUUCCAAAGAGGUUCGGGCAUUUGCUGGAAUGGCAGAAGUUUCUGCACUUCAAGAACCCAUCGUUCUGUUGCCAUCAUGGAUGAUGCGGCAGCUCUUCUUGGAGGACGGUGAUCCUGUACGUGUCCGUGCCGUGUCACUUCCACUCUGCGGCUGUGUCCACCUGCAGCCACAGACCCAGGAGUUCUACGAGAUAGUCGGUGCUGAGCCAGAGCUGGUGUUGCAAGAAUCUCUUGCUCCCCUUCCAGCACUAACAUCGGGACUAUCCAUUCAGGUGGAGGUGGCCAUUGCGCAGAACUUCCAGAUUGGGCUCCGCAGGGUGGCCGUGGGCGUGGCUCGGCUGGAAGACAUCUCAGGUAACGACGUGGUGGCCGCGAAACUUCCCGGUUUUGCGGGAGUGCUUGGGGACCAUGAAGUCCGCGUCGAGCUUCUCCCGGCUACAGACCUAGCCGAAAGUGGGAAGGAAUAUCAGGAGAGGCUCAGUGCAGAAGCCAAGCGCCAAGCGAUGAUUCAGCAAAUGCUGGAAGAGAAACAUGCCCGACGUCAGGCGCAGCAUGUGGAUGACAUGGGCCAAGCAGAGCCAUGCGAUGACAGCUCUGGCUUCGAGUUGUGCUUUAGACUUCCAAACGGAAGGCAGGUGCGACACCGCUGUCCGAGAAAUGAGGCAGUUCUUGACUUGAAGGCUCGCUUAUUCAGUCUUUUUGCUCGAGAGGUUGGUUUGUGGAAGCCUUGUGUGGAUCAUGCAUCAGCACUGGAACUGACCGUCUUUCCGAGAAGAUUGCUCUGUGACGUCGAGAAGGUGUCAGACAUAGGUGACCGUGCAGUCGUCCAUGUCACAGAGAACGCCAAGGCCGUAGAAGAGGCAGAACAUUCGAAAGAGGUGAUAGGAACCAUCCUGUACCCGGCCGAACUGGAAGGAGACAUUGCCUCGUCACGGCAGGAGGAGAUCCGGUGCGAAGCAUCGCCAUCACCGCCUCCGGAUCACAGCAUCGAACGUCGUUUGCAGGUUGGUCCGGUAGGUCCGGCAUGCGAAGAUGGUUUGGAGGCUUUGCCAUUUCCAGAUCUUCGUGCCCUGGCUUUGUCAUUAGGCUUGCUUGCCGCAGACGUUGCGCGCGCAGUUGAUAAGGCAGAGCUGCUGGCGCUCUUGUCACGGCACCAACGCCGCGCCGCUCGCGUAGCCAGGGACACUUCACUCACCACUGUCGCCACGGAACGCAGAGCGUCAUCCUUGUCAGCCCGUCGCGGCAGCUCCCAGCCUCCCCGUGCAAACAAUCGAAGCAGCCAAUCGGUCGGAGCCCGAGAGAGGCGAGAGAGAGGCCCGGACGCGAACCCAGGCAGCCGCCGCUCUGAGGGGCCAAGGCCAAGUGGCUAUUCAGCCCGUGUGCCCAGACCACCGCGAGAGCCCGAGCCACACCUCAGCGUAGGACCGAGGGCCACAAGCAACCCACAGAAUCCACAAGCAGCAGGAGGCCAAAGGAACUUGCCUCCGCUUCCCACCCCUGAGCGAAGUCUUGCUGAAGGCCGUCGCCCACAUCUGGGUGUCUCACCAACACAUCCCAGGCUAGGGGCACCACGAGAGCCCCUCCGGCGGGCAGGCCAGAUGAUGCUUGGCGAUGAACGGUCCAGGGCCGGGCAGGUCGCACGCUCAGCUUCACCACGUCCAAAGCGACGUGCGUUGUGA